AGUGCCCCAGUAAAUAUUCACAUACGCUUCAAUGACAUGUCCCUUGCCAUAUCCCAUUACAAAAUUUGUCCUCGUAUUGAAUCGAUUGAUUCAGUCACUGGGUGUCAUUCAUGUCCAGUGGCUGCCAAAAUUAUCAUACGAGCCAAAUCCAUCUGCUCUCCAGGUACGGUAUCCGUAUCCUUCAAUAAUAUCCCACUUUCAUCCCGUGCAGUGGCCUUAUUCACUGACAGCUCCCUCGUGACAAUUCAGUUCGUUACGUCGGUCCCCUGUCACGAGGAAAGACUGUGUCUUUACUAUAACGAAAUUAAAAGCUGUGAACCCGUCUCUUUCUGUUUAGAUACCCCGACUCUUUCCCUCACCCAGCGCAAUGAGACGGUCGCCCAGUCCACAGCCGUUAUUCACUCUAGUGGUCUCUUUGAUUCUUUUCUUUCGACCACUUCUUCAUUGGGAACUACACUACAGCAGGGUCUCUACUGGUUCUUCGCUAUUAUCGCCGCUAUCUUCAUCUUUUCGAUGACAGCCGAUCAUACUCGCAUCGCCUGUUGCUGCAUGCCGACUCACUCCUCAUGGGCCACAAUGGACUGUCAAAUACACACGGCUGACCGAUCUUCACGUCUCCGCUGCCUGGCCAAGGGCCCGGCCGGCAGCCGGGACGUCGAGUACCCGCCGAGUCAACCACACCGCCACUGGUACCUGACUCCAUGGCGAUUAUCCGGCGUCGCAUUCACGGGACCACAUUACCCGAGUGCGGUCAAAAUCGCCCUACAAGUACAAUCGCCACACAACCAUGGUCCGGUACCAGUGCAUCGACUCGAGACGUCCCCGUCGACUUCUGCUCGCGCACCAUCCAGAGGUCCCCUCCACCAACGGCCGUCGCUGUCGACUCCAGCCAGUUGCCACCACAAUCACUGGCCGCCAGCAGUCGACAGUACCGCCCGCUCCAGCCGGCCGCGCCUUCUGUCACUGUCCACUGACGGUGAUCUCAUCAGCGCGGCUCUGUCAUGGGUCGGGACCUCGGACAUCAAGAUCCGGAGGACCUACACAUCUCCGCGCUGCGAGCAAGUCACCCACCAGCUCGGGACGUCUACUUCUUCACUCGGUCGUGUGUUGUUCUGACGCCUCCUAUUGUCGGCUCAUGGGGGAGGGGAGGUAAUGUCGCAAGGCUUUGCUCAAAGGACUAUUGCUACAAGCGCGUAUGGCCUUGUUCAGGUGCGUGCGGCCCGCUGCAGAUCCGGGUUAUUAAUUCAACGACUGACCGGUUCUGCAGAGGUUUCCGCGUCGUUCCUCGAAUAAGCUUAUGCGCUUGCCGCAUGACGCUCCUUAUAUGAUCGCGCUGUGCGUGAAAGAUCCUGUAUAAAAGCGUGCGUGAAUUAUCAAAUACACAGAGUGCUCGAGACCGGCUUUGGGGACGCAUCGGCACACCGAACCAAGUAAGUC
This is a messenger RNA of Amphibalanus amphitrite, 1437 nucleotides long. RefSeq lists its product as uncharacterized. NCBI's taxonomy places the organism in Eukaryota, Metazoa, Arthropoda, Thecostraca, Balanomorpha, Balanidae. Bases 37 to 1116 code for a protein of 359 amino acids. The transcript is spliced from 2 exons. The record is from RefSeq and is a predicted model, not a curated record.